AUUGAAAAAAAAUAAAAAAAAAUAGAAAAAGAAGUAUAAAAGAGGAGAGAGAGGUUAAAGGAGAAGGGGAUUGUGUUAGUUAGUUAGAGAGAGUGGAUGGCAAUAGCAGCAGCAACAACGAGCACAUCAGUAAGCAUGAGCAUGAGUAUGAGUCAAAGCCAUAGUCACGAAGAUAUAACUUCCAACGAAAACAAUAACAAUAACAAACAUGUAGUUGAUGAGGAUGAGGAUGAUGAUGAUGAUGAUCACGAGCACGACGUGGUUAUGCCUGGUUUUCGUUUUCAUCCAACUGAAGAAGAACUCGUGGAGUUCUACCUUCGCCGUAAGGUGGAGGGCAAACGUUUCAAUGUUGAGCUUAUUACUUUCCUCGAUCUCUAUCGCUAUGACCCUUGGGAACUUCCUGCGUUGGCAGCAAUUGGAGAGAAGGAAUGGUACUUUUAUGUGCCAAGAGAUAGAAAGUACAGAAACGGAGAUCGUCCGAAUCGUGUAACAACAUCAGGUUAUUGGAAAGCAACAGGAGCUGAUAGGAUGAUCAGAACUGAAAAUUUUCGUUCAAUUGGACUUAAGAAAACCCUAGUUUUCUAUUCUGGUAAGGCUCCUAAAGGCAUCCGAACCAGUUGGAUUAUGAACGAGUAUCGUUUGCCUCAACAUGAAACCGAACGUUAUCAAAAGGGUGAGAUAUCGCUAUGCCGAGUAUACAAGAGAGCAGGAGUAGAAGAUCAUCCCUCCCUCCCUCGUUGCCUACCUAUUACAAGAGGUAAUCAUUCAGAUCAUAAGAAUAAACAGAAUGAAAUAUUGGGAAUGGGAUUUGUUGGUGGACAGUCUAAUAAGGCAGCUGCAACGCCAACGCCAACUGCAACUGCAUCAAUUAACAACAAAAUGCAUGAAGGAAGCUGCAGUGUUGGCAAUUCCAAUUCGGAUCAUGUGACAACAGUUCUUGGUCUUUCCAAAUACAGUACUGAUCCUAAUUACCGUGCAGCGGAGGAGGAGGAGGAGGAAAGGUUAAUGAUGAUGCAGCAACAACAAGUACAAUAUUCUGCAGGAGGCAACAGUACUUUGUUACUCCCUCUCCCUGCAGCUUGUUUCCCUCUCCAAAAUUCAGCAGUUAGUUCCAACAGUAGUAUGAUGGAUGAUCUCAAUAGGCUUGUGAGUUUUAAUAAUAAUAAUCAACAUCACUACUGCUACAAUCCAAAUCCAAAUCCAAAUCCAAAUCAUUUGUCUACUUUGCUGAUGCAACCAGCUACUCUCAACUCUUCAGUACUACCAAUUACUCCAAUUCCAACCAACUUCUCUGACCGGCUAUGGGACUGGAAUCCAAUCCCUGAGGAUCACCCAAACCCCUCCUUCAAGUAAUCACUCACUCACAAUUCUAAUUAUAUAUAUAGUGCAUGCAAUUCCAAAUACAUAUAUAUUGUUCAUUUGCUAUAUAACUCAUUUCAGUUAUCAACUUAUUUUAUAUAUGUAGCUUGUCACUCUCAUUAUUCCUCAAUCCUAGCUAGAUUCAAAUAACAUAUAUAUAAAUAUAUUGUAUGAACUCAUAUUCAUCAUCACUUAUUAAUAUCUAUAUA
Messenger RNA from Cicer arietinum (chickpea), 1568 nucleotides. RefSeq names its product NAC domain-containing protein (gene NAC36). Gene Ontology annotation, biological process: regulation of DNA-templated transcription. NCBI's taxonomy places the organism in Eukaryota, Viridiplantae, Streptophyta, Magnoliopsida, Fabales, Fabaceae. Gene Ontology annotation, molecular function: DNA binding. The record is from RefSeq and is a predicted model, not a curated record.